UCGAAUCUAGCCAUUGGUCCCUUCCGCCCCAAUGUCAUUUGAUUGGUGAAGUAGUUUUCACUGCAGUCAAAACAAGGAGUGUAGCGUUAGCUACAAGAACUGACAGACACAGACGGUGCGCUUGACAUGGAGAGAGGUAUCGUGACUGGUAGUGAAACCAGCAACCCCAUCAGCGUGGCCAGUCAUGAGAGCUGCUAUCUGAGGACUUAAGCCACCACCGCCACUAUGAAGGUCCCUGCCAACCUCAAUAUUUCCUAUGGGGACGUGGAUCCCCCUGAAACCCCUCCCACCAUGUCCAUUGACAAGCUCUUCCCAGCACUCCUGGAGUGUUUUGGGAUCAUCUUGUGUGGCUACAUUGCUGGACGUGCAAACAUCAUCACAUCCACACAGGCCAAAGGAUUGGGGAACUUUGUGUCCAAGUUUGCCCUCCCAGCAUUGCUCUUUAAGAACAUGGUACUGUUGGACUUUGGCAAUGUCAUUUGGUCAUUUUUGUGGAGUAUUCUCAUCGCCAAAGUGUCUGUGUUUUUCAUUGUGUGUCUGAUUACACUACUGGUUGCCAGUCCUGACACUCGCUUCAGCAAAGCUGGUCUCUUCUCUAUCUUUGCUACUCAAAGCAAUGACUUUGCUUUGGGAUAUCCUAUUGUUGAGGCCUUGUACAAGAACACUCACUCAGAGUACCUACAGUACAUCUACCUGGUGGCACCAGUGUCCCUCAUGGUUCUCAACCCCAUUGGCUUUGCCUUCUGUGAGAUCCAGAAGUGGAGGGACCAGAGAGACCAGCAGCAGAGCAAACUCCAGAUAGUGGGUGUGGUCAUCUUUCAGGUUCUGAAGAACCCCAUCGUCUUCAUGGUUGUUAUAGGCAUUAUCUUCCACUUCAUCCUUGAUCAGAAGAUCCCUGCUUUCAUGGAGCAGUUUGUGGAUGGCCUGGCUAACUCUUUUGGAGGAGCGGCCCUGUUCUACUUGGGCCUCUCCAUGGUGGGCCAGUUGGGAAAGCUCACCGGGUCUACUGUUGUAGCCCUAAUCCUGCUCAUCACUGCAAAACUGUUGGUGAUGCCGUUGAUCUGUCGAGAAAUGGUAGAGCUACUGGACGCCGACCACACCAACUCUGGUCUCAACCACUCCAGUCUCUCCAACUAUGCCUUCCUCUAUGGAGUCUUCCCAACCGCCCCCAGUGUGGCCAUCUAUGCUGCUCACUAUAACAUGGAGCUACAAGUCGUUACAUCAGGGAUGGUACUAAGCACAUUCCUCUCAGCUCCCAUAAUGUAUGUUUCUGCGUGGUUGCUGACAAUACCAUGGAUGGACCCUAAACCAUUGAUGGAUUCACUGCAGAAUGUCAGCUUUAAUGUCAGCAUCAUCAGCUUAGUUACACUGGUUUGGACAGUAACUGUCAUGUUCCUGAGUAAGAAAUUCAAGAGACUACCUCACAUGUUCACCCUCAACCUGUUCCUGGCACAGAUUCUAGCUUGUGUUGGCAUGAUCUUGUGGAACUUUGUCGUGCGACAAGACAGCUUCAUUGGACACGUGUUGACGUUCACACUGUUAUACAGCUCACUGUACAGUACUUAUGUAUGGCCAGGUCUGAUAGCACUUUCCCUUGUGCUGAUGAAAAGGGGUGGUGAGCUAAAGUUUGCACCAGGCUUCCUGGUGAUUGCAGGCUGGGGAGUCCCAGCCCUUGUGGCAGCAGUGCUCCUCAUAACUGGGGAGAGGAUGCCUGACACCAUCGACUCAGCUUUCUUCUAUGGGAGACCCCAGAACAUCUGCACCUCAGUUGUGCUUGUCUUCAGCAUAGUGCUGGGUGGGGGCUCAUUGAUGGGCCUCAGUCGAGGCACAUGGGAUUUUAAGUACCAGGUCCUGGAGAGAGACUCUAUGUUAAGCACUACUGAGGAUCUGAGGCCCCAGAGUUGCCCCGAUACCCAAACUAUCCCAGACAUGUUGGAGCCAGCCGGAACCGGAAGCAUCAACAGAGAGUGCCAUAUGUGUGACUGUGCUCCGUCCCAGCCCAUGCCUGAUAUGAUUGUCAGCACAAACAAAAAUGACACACUUGUCAUCGAGCCAGGUCAGUGUGGGACUGACUGUGAGUCCCCAGGCUGUCUACUGGCCCAGGAGGAGCAGCAGAGGCAGCUAGCAGACAGACAGGUGGCCCGCCACGUGCUCCUGUGCCUGCUACUGACCGUCAGCCUAUUAGCUAACCUGUCCAGCUGCCUGUGGUGGCUGUUUAAUCGAGUUCCUGGGAGACUCUACUUAGAGCUGCAGUUCUUCUGUGCUGUGGUCAACUAUGGACAGGGCUUCAUCUCAUUCGGGAUUUUUGGGCUGGACAAACAUUUGAUAAUACUGCCAUUUAAAAAGAGGAUAUCCAAUCUGUGGCAUAGAAUGAAGCCAGAGGAGCAGCCUCAACUGGUUGUAUCUGACGACAUCAUGAUGACCUGCACUCAAUUCACCACGUACCACAAAGAACAGUGUGUCCGGGACAUUGUCCAGAAGAAGAGGUGUGGGGAGAGGACGGUGGCGGACACUUUUCUUGGCAUUGAGCUGGUGGAGUGGCUAUUGCAGGUGGGUCUGUCACAGGACCGAGGAGAGGCUCUGCUCUACGGGGGCCGACUGCAGCAGGGUGGGGUUCUCCAGCACAUCACCCAGGAGUACGGCUUCCAAGAUGAUGAGCUACACUACCGCUUCACAGCGUAAGGUGGGCCCUGGACAGGCCCAGUCUCAAGGGCCCUGGACAGGCCCAGUCUCAAGGGCUCUACUGAGGCACAGGAUGACAAAGGGAUCGGCUACCUACCAGACCUGAAUCCAGGUCUCUACCUACCUAGCACUAGCAGUAUUAACCCACAGAGGUGAAUAGAAGAAUCUACUGCUUUUUGAAAUACUCGUAUUGUUUUGCACAUGGAAAUAUGCAGUCAUAAACAAGCAUUGAGCACUUGUUUGUUUUCUUUUAAACUGUCCAUUGUAAUGUUUUUGUGUGGUACUGUAUGCAUAACAAGAUUUAACAGUUGUCAGAGGCAGAACUAAUAAUGGAUAAUCUUCCAAAACUAUGGAUGUCAAAUAUCUUGCAUUAUCAUCUCAAAUUAUACAGACUAGCUUGUAUCCCCUUGAUGACACUCGUAUACCAUGAGGCUCUGGUUUAACAUGUUUUUAUUUAGUUUGGAUGACAAGAAUGGUAUUUAGCAAUGUGACCUCAGGUAUUAAAAAUGGAAGCCUGUAAUGUUGCUGUGUAUUCUAAAUACCCUUAAUUUGGCCAUCGUUUAUAACUUGAAAAUAGGAUAUGGCAGCUAGAUCUAUUUUUAAUACAUUUGAAUAAUGUAGAUAGAAUGGUGUCAAAUGUUUAUGGAUGCAGACUUGUCUGCUAAUGCAGAAUUGUAUUGUUUGGUUUUUACUUAUUUGAAUGAUUCUUGGCAAAAAAAUAUAUACAUUUUUGAUCAGCUAUCUUCUUUUGGGAUUUUUAAAUACACAACAAUUAAAUUCCAGUUUGUUUUGGUUGUCUUAUGUUUGUUGGAAGAAAAGGAGUACAAUACCGAAUUUGCCAGAUUAAAUGUACUCUUUAUUAUUUGGGUUAUUUUGUCCUUAAUGGGGUUGUGCUUAUUACUGUUGCUAAUAAGGUAAUUGAGGCAUGUAUUCACCUUGUUUGGCAUUAUGAAUGUUUGAAUAAUGGUUUGUCAAUGUAUUUAUUUCAUGUCACUUGACUAAGAGAAUGUACGGUAUCAUGUACUUUGAAGCCAACUAAUGCUGCAUGUUCCUCUGAUUCCCAGCCUGUUCUGAAAAAAAUUAUCCUCUAUUGUA
Coregonus clupeaformis (lake whitefish) is the source of this 3777-nucleotide messenger RNA. RefSeq names its product integral membrane protein GPR155-like. Bases 226 to 2682 code for a protein of 818 amino acids. The record is from RefSeq and is a predicted model, not a curated record. Gene Ontology annotation, cellular component: membrane. The transcript is spliced from 16 exons. NCBI's taxonomy places the organism in Eukaryota, Metazoa, Chordata, Actinopteri, Salmoniformes, Salmonidae. Gene Ontology annotation, biological process: transmembrane transport; intracellular signal transduction.